AUGUGGAAUGUUAAUGAUUCUUGUCUUGCUAUGGUAAAUGAUUAUUGGAAGGCUAGAUUUGUGGGUUGUCCGACGUAUAUUUUAAACAAGAAAGUUCAACUGCUUAAAGGAAAACUUAGAAUUUGGACUAGAGAACAUUUUGGGGAUGUUCACUUUAAUGUCCGUAAUAACCAGGAGAUUCUGAAGAACAUUCAAGAUAGAAUUCAAAUAGAAGGUUGGAGUGAAGACCUCUCUUCUAAAGAAAAAUUGGCUUUAGAGAAUUUGGAAAAAGCUCUAACAGUGGAGGAAAUUUUUUGGCAUGAAAAAUCAAGAUCUGAUUGGAACCUUCAGGGAGAUAGAAACACUGCAUAUUUUCACAAACUGGAUAAGAUAAAGGGUUCUAGAAAUUUUAUUACUCAUUUAGUGGUCGGAGACGACACUCAGUUGGAUCCGGAUGACAUCUCCUAA
Vicia faba (fava bean) is the source of this 447-nucleotide messenger RNA. NCBI's taxonomy places the organism in Eukaryota, Viridiplantae, Streptophyta, Magnoliopsida, Fabales, Fabaceae. The record is from the annotation of a GenBank genome assembly.